This is a messenger RNA of Scaptodrosophila lebanonensis, 2169 nucleotides long. RefSeq names its product threonine aspartase 1 (gene Tasp1). Gene Ontology annotation, molecular function: threonine-type endopeptidase activity. The record is from RefSeq and is a predicted model, not a curated record. Gene Ontology annotation, biological process: protein maturation. Bases 138 to 1235 code for a protein of 365 amino acids. The transcript is spliced from 3 exons. NCBI's taxonomy places the organism in Eukaryota, Metazoa, Arthropoda, Insecta, Diptera, Drosophilidae.
CGCUUGUUUUGCACAUCUAUAUUGAAAUUCAAAUGGCUGGGCAUUCGCCAGCAGUUUCCAAAAUUGUUUACACAAACAAACACAAAUAGCAAAACGAUCUCGCCGUCAUUUUGUUAUACUAAGGCCGAAACUAUAAAAUGGCCGGUUUUGUAGCGGUGCACACAGGCGCUGGCAAUUGCAUCGACGAGGCCAAAUAUCAGCGAGUCAUAAAAGAAUCGUGCAUACGAGCUACUGAAAUUUUACGAAAUGGCGGCAACGCCCUGGACGCCUGUGAGGCAGCCAUAAUACGUUUGGAAAACUGCGGCAAUACAAAUGCGGGCUUUGGCUCCAACCUCUGUCUGGACGGGACGGUUAGCUGUGAUGCUUCAAUAAUGAGUGGAGCUACACUAAAUUUUGGGGCCUGCACGAAUGUUAGUCGUGUACAGAAUCCAAUAGCGCUGGCUCGCUGCAUAUGCGAGGGUCAAUCACAGACGCAACCACUGGAACGCAUACCACCCAUGGUGUUGGCAGGCAGCGGCGCUGAGCGCUAUGCGGAGGAAGUGGGCUGUACAAUGAUCGAUCCGGCAGUUAUGAUUUCCUCAAAAGCGAAAUUCCAUUAUAAUCAUUAUAAGGCGAAAUAUGAUUUAGCCAUUGACAAUAGUCGAAAUAAAGCUGAUGACGCCACAGCGGCAGAUGUGCCCGAUCCGGGAAACGAAGUCGAAUUGGCGACUGCUUUGGACACUGUGGGUGCUGUUUGCGUGGACGGUGCUGGAAACACUGCAGCAGGCUGCAGUUCAGGUGGUAUUUUACUCAAAAUGCCAGGACGUGUGGGUCAGGCGGCCACCUAUGGUGCGGGCUGCUGGGCCACAGAUACCGAUGAGUUAUCCGUUGCCACGUGUACGACCGGCAAUGGUGAGUACCUGAUGAAAACGCUCCUGGCUAGAGAGAUAUGCAACGAUGCCUUUAGCAGUGAUUGUGCGGUGACGAGCCUGCACAAUACGUUCCAGCAAAAAUUUCUGGACUCACCGUUACUGCCUCAGCAACAUGAGCAUUAUGCCGGCGCCCUGACCUUGCUCUACUAUCCAAAGAGCAGUGCUGGCGAGGUAAUGUGGAGCCACACUACCCAAUCUUUUUGCGUUGGCUACAUGGCAACAACGCAGAAAGUGCCAAAGUUUGUACAUUCGCCACUACCCACGUACAAUGUCGCAGGAAAAUCGUGCAUCGUUAAUGGCCAUACUUUCCAUUUGCGUAUUUAGGCAUGGCCAGCCGUUCAGUCUGCAUCUGCUUGUGAUUGCUUUCUUGGUGUUUUCUUUUCAUUAUAAUAUCAGCCAGCAGCGUGCUCAUCGUCUUUCAUUGUCAACUUUGCAGUUUUGUGCAAUUCAUUUGAUUUAAUGUUUAAUUGCCGCGACAAUCGCUGCCCGUGUAGUCCACAACAACAACAACCACAAUAUCAGAAAAACUUUAUUUGUUGUUUAUUCGCCUUUUUAGUAUAUAUAUUAAGAGCUAUUAAACGAAACACUUUUCAUUUAGUCUGUAAGUGUAGUCUGUAUGUAUGUAUGUAUUAUUAUAAUUUGUCAUAUAUGUAUGUGUAUGCGUGUGUGUGCAGCAAAGCAGUGUAAGAAAUUAUAUUUUUAAAUAUUUUUUAUGUGACAUUUCCUUCACUGUACUUAAUAAGCUGAGGGGCCAACGCAGCUGCGAGCAGCAUGCGAAUAUGAAUAUUAAAAAUAAAUAUCUACAUAUUUAUAACUACUCGUAGGAGUGUGCGUGCACGCUCUUUAUGUAUGUGUGUGUAUUUAAACAGAUGUGCACAGGCCCAUAAACUUUCGGGUAAUGCACAGAAAUUAACCUAUUAAUUUCGAAAAAUAUAUAAAAAUUUGACUUUUGCACAAUGCCUAGCUGCCACAGCUAAUUGCCGAUUUGUAAACACACACACACACACCCAUUCAUACACACAUACAUACAUGCAUGUAUGUUGUUUUGUAGACGCCGCCCUGCAUUGUUUGGCAACAUAAACAAUCUUACAUAUAUGUAGAUACUCGUACAUAUAUGUAUCUACUUUCAGCAUAAAGAUACACACUAUAAAAGCAAUGACGAGUUUCUUACUCACCGAAUACGACAUACACUCGCCAGCUUUUUGAGAUUUAAUUUCCGGUGAAAGCUAUAUGAUAUAGUCAAUCGAAUUCAGGUAUA